CCUCACCUCAUCGAACAACGUCUCGAUCAGCUGAUCUCCCACUUGUUGUUGGAAGCGGAAAGUCAUACCUGAUACCUAAGCCAUUGACGAAACCCUCACGUCAAACACCCGUGGGUUGCUCUCGUAGUCUUCAGUGAAGCGGCGGAUAUUUGUCGGUCUUGAACUUGGACGCUUCGAGAUUCUCGGGAAUUCCCAUAAAGUUCGUCUGUGUUCGCAGCCGAGAAAGUAAUACGUGAGCCGCGUUCCACACCUGCGAGGUGUGCAAUGACUGCGCUCUCGAAACUGACCUCUUCCUUGGAUUAUAAUUGUUACGAGAUCGCUCAUCCAUGGACGCCUUCGUGCACAUACGCUUGGUCAUACCUAUUCCUGGCGAGCCUCCGUGAAUCGGGAAAGGUCUACGGAGCUCUGUAUUUGUUCGCCCAGCUGGUCCUAGCUCGGAAGAUCUCUAUAGGAGCAUUCGUGCAGACCCUGCAAUCCGCAGCACGUUCCUCAGUAUUCCUCAGUUAUAAUGCGUUUUUCUUCCUGUUCUUCAUAUGCAUGAUUCGGAGAUCAACACCGCGUUUGUUCCUACAACAGACCGUUUUCGUCGCUGGAUUUCUCGCGUCGUUCUUGUCCAUAUUCAUCGAAAGGCCGAACAGACGGAAGAUGCUUUCCGUCUACAUGCUCAAUAUCUUCUCCGAAGUCUUAUUCAACUUUUUAUCGAGUCGAGGCUUCAUACCCUCUGUUCCCGGAGGAGAUAUCCUGCUCCUCGCAGCCGGUCUGGCGGGCCACGCCUAUUUGCUCAAUGAAUCUAGCGGAAAAGAUCCUAUCUCAAAGGCUCUGUCAUUCCUCAUCGGGAAACAGGAGUUCCACUCAGCCGCCCCAAGAGCGUGUCCCCACCCUAAUGCCUGUGCGGGUUACGUUACGAGCGGAUUCGUUAAACCCUUCCUCGUGGGUUACUUGGGACGAUGUGCGCUCUCUGCGUUCGCCGGGAACCCCGUCAGGCUAUUGAAGAAUCCCAGUCAAUUGCUCGAGAUUUUCCUCAAUCGAAAUAAUGCUAAGCAAGGCGUGAGCUUGGGUGGCAUGGUAGCAUCAUUCCGUUUGAUACGAUGCUUGCUUCGCAAACGCAAAGCGGAUGAUCAGUUAUCUCGCGCGGCCGCGAUGUUCGUCAGCGCUUCGUGGAUGGGAGUUUCUAGAAACAGAAGUCUUUCGCUGUACGUCUUCUGGAAAGCUGUCGAGGUUUACUACCUCAUUGGACAGUCGCAGAAGAUCCUGCCAGAUGUUCCAUUCAGCAGAGAGUUAAUAUAUGCCUUGAGUUGCGGAUUUAUGUUGUUCAGCGGAGUUCUCGAGCCCCAUAACCUCCGGAGUUCCUACCUGAGGUUCUUGGACAAGUUGACGGGUGAAGGGGUAUCGAGAGUGAAUCGCCACCCGGUUGCCGUUCUCGGCUUCGAUUCCACCAGGAGUUGGCCGGAUUACUUCCCCUACGAUCUUGACAUAUCCAAAGUGUCUAGGGGGUUCCUUCAACGAGUUGUUAUAUGGAGUUGAAUGGAAUUCGUCCCUGUAGACCCUGUGGACUGGAAUGUUUUCUCAUCUUCUCGGAGGGAAUUUCCGCGAAGGAUCCGAUUCAUUCGAAGUGCAAUCUCGGGAGGGUCCCGACUGUCUCGUGCAGCGUGCUGAUCCCCCGAAACUGGGUUUAGAAACCCUUUUAACAAUACUCCCGGUUCCUCUUUUGGUGAGGAAUAGCUCGAUGUUCACCGUAGGCGACUCCAGAGGACUUCUCAAUCUCUUGAGCUUAUUGAGAUGAAUCAAAAUAUGUGAUCUUGUGAAUUUCUUAACAAGGGUUCGCAGUGUUGCUCAACCCAUAUUCUCUAAUAAAAAAAAAGAUU
Messenger RNA from Galendromus occidentalis (western predatory mite), 1865 nucleotides. Its product is annotated as transmembrane protein 135. Lineage: Eukaryota; Metazoa; Arthropoda; Arachnida; Mesostigmata; Phytoseiidae. The record is from RefSeq and is a predicted model, not a curated record. The coding region runs from base 265 to 1524 and encodes 419 amino acids. The transcript has 8 exons.